Messenger RNA from Notothenia coriiceps (black rockcod), 1962 nucleotides. RefSeq names its product MYC proto-oncogene, bHLH transcription factor a (gene myca). Gene Ontology annotation, molecular function: protein dimerization activity; DNA-binding transcription factor activity. The record is from RefSeq and is a predicted model, not a curated record. The transcript has 3 exons. The coding region runs from base 256 to 1560 and encodes 434 amino acids. Gene Ontology annotation, biological process: regulation of DNA-templated transcription. Lineage: Eukaryota; Metazoa; Chordata; Actinopteri; Perciformes; Nototheniidae.
CACGCUGCUGAUGACAGACAGUGCGUCGUCCUCACCGGGUCGCUGGUGCAGCCUUUCAAUUUCCCCAUGCAUGCUUCAGACAGCCUCACAGAAACCACCAGCAACACCUACGUGGAAGGACUUAAUGUUACUUUCGAAUUGGAAUAACUUUCCUGCCCUUUUUUGCGCCCUUUGGGUCGACUUCGCCUCGUCUUUUUCCGCCGAGAGUUUACUAUCUAAAAGCUUCACGAUAAGGAAAAAGACAACACAUUCAAAAUGCCGCUGAAUUCAAGUUUGGCGAGUAAAAACUAUGACUACGACUACGACUCUCUUCAACCGUAUUUCUACUAUGACAACGAGGAGGAGGAUUUCUACCCUCAGCAGCUCCAGCCUCCGGCACCGAGCGAGGACAUCUGGAAGAAAUUUGAACUGCUGCCGACCCCUCCCCUCUCCCCGAGCCGCCGGCCGUCCCUAUCAAGCCUCUUCCCCUCCACGGCGGAUCAGCUGGAAAUGGUGACCGAGUUUCUGGGCGACGACGUGGUCAACCAGAGCAUCAUCUGCGACGCGGACUACUCCCAGACCUUCCUUAAAUCUAUCAUCAUCCAGGACUGCAUGUGGAGCGGCUUCUCCGCCGCAGCCAAGCUGGAGAAGGUGGUCUCCGAGCGGCUAGCCUCCCUGCACGCCGCACGGAAGGAGUCCGUGUCCGGGGACUGCCCGGAGCCCACCGGAGCAUGGAGGCUAAACAGCAGCUACCUGCAAGACCUCAACACAGCCGCGUCAGAGUGCAUUGAUCCGUCUGUGGUGUUCCCGUACCCGAUAGCAGAGACGCCGAAGCAGAGUGCAGGGACGCUCCCUAGUAAGGAUCUGGGACUGGACACCCCGCCUAACAGUGGCAGCAGCAGCAGCAGCAGUUGUAGUGACUCAGAAGAUGAUGAUGAUGAUGGAGAUGAUGAUGAAGACGAUGAUGAGGAGGAGGAAGAAGAAGAAGAAGAAGAGGAGGAGGACCAGGAGGAAGAGGAGGAGAUCGAUGUGGUGACAGUGGAGAAGAGGCACGCGGUGAAGCGGUGCGACCCCAGCCCCACAGAGUCCAGGCAUCCCAGUCCGCUCGUGCUGAAGAGGUGCCACGUCUCCACCCACCAGCAUAAUUACGCCGCCCAUCCAUCCAUGAGGCACGAGCAGCCGGCUGUCAAGAGGCUGAAGCUGGAGAGCAGCAGCAGUAACAACGGUGGAGGUGGGGGGGUUGGCCACAGCAGGGUCCUCAAACAGAUCAGCAGCAACCGCAAGUGUUCAAGCCCACGGACGUCUGACACGGAGGACUAUGACAAGAGAAGGACUCAUAAUGUUUUGGAGCGUCAGAGGAGGAACGAGCUCAAGUUGAGCUUCUUUGCCCUGAGGGACGAGAUCCCCGAGGUAGCGAACAACGAAAAGGCUGCCAAAGUGGUGAUCCUGAAGAAAGCUACAGAGUGCAUCUACAGCAUGCAAUCAGACGAACAGAGACUCCUCUCAGUAAAAGAACAGCUGAGGAGGAAAAGUGAACUUCUAAAGCAGAGACUCUCACAGCUGCAGAGCUCUCGCACUUAAAGUUGAAAUCAUCAUAGACUUGUUGGCCUUUUUUUUGUUUUUUAUGCAAGUUCAAGACUUAGGGUGUACAGUUGUUGUUGUUGUUGUUGUUGCAUGCAAAUGCAAAGCGGAUUAAAUUGUUUUGAAAUCUUGUUUGAUUUCAAUAUUCAAACUGCCUCAAUUGAAGUUAUGGGUGGAAUACAUAUUUAAAAGUUUAUUUUUAUUAAUAAAAUAUAAAAAAAAUCGAGCUUCUCUGUUGAGAGCCCAAACUAAAAUAUGCAUUUUUAUGUUUUGUAUAUAAUUAAUAUUUCCUAAGAAAAUGUAUUUUUGGAUCUCAAUUGUCUGGAUGUUCAGACCCAGUGUUUGGUUUUUCAUUAUGUUCUUAGAUUCUUUUUGAAAUAUAAAAAGAUGUUUCUUCUUGAA